Molecule: messenger RNA, 4806 nt
Organism: Dromaius novaehollandiae (emu)
Lineage: Eukaryota; Metazoa; Chordata; Aves; Casuariiformes; Dromaiidae
Gene: SYT7
Product: synaptotagmin 7
Exons: 13
Coding region: 34-2154 (706 amino acids)
Biological process (GO): cellular response to calcium ion; regulation of dopamine secretion; regulation of calcium ion-dependent exocytosis
Cellular component (GO): synaptic vesicle; plasma membrane
Molecular function (GO): SNARE binding; calcium-dependent phospholipid binding; calcium ion binding
Source: RefSeq, a predicted model, not a curated record
GCCGCCGCUGCCGCCCGCCGCCGCCGCCGUCUGAUGAGCCGCGGCCCCGCCGAGCCGGGCAGCAGCCGCCCCGCCGCCGCGCCGCGCCCCGCCGCCAUGUACCUGCACCCGGAGGCUGCCAGCGGAGGGGCUCCCUCCCGUGACGUCGUCCUCGUCUCUGCCAUCAUCACCAUCAGCCUUAGCGUCACCAUCGUCCUCUGCGGGAUCUGCCAGUGGUGCCAGCGUAAACUGGGUAAGCGUUACAAGACGUCCCUGGAGACCGUAGGCACCCCAGACUCCAGUCGAGGCCGCAGUGAAAAGAAAACCAUCAACGAUCUAGACAGAGACUUUUGGAAUAACAAUGACAACACAGUGCAGCAGAAAUGGAGCUCCUACCCUCCCAAGGAGUUUAUCCUAAACAUUUCACCCUACGCCCCAUACGGUGAUCCACGGCUUUCCCUCAAUGGCUCUCUGUUGUCAGGGGCCAAGCUGACGGCGUCGGCCGCAGCGGGGCUGGCGGGCGAGCGGGACGGCCGCCCCGGCGAGAAGCAGCGCCUCGGCGAGGACGGCAUGAAGAGCAGCAUCUCUGCCCACAGCGAGCCCGGCGCGGGGAAGGCGGGCCGAGGCCGCUGGCACACUGUGCAGAGCCACUUGGCCGCGGGGAAGCUCAGCCUCUCCAAUUUCGAGGACUCCACCUUGUCCACAGCCACUACCCUUGAGUAUAUCCCCACCUCAGCAGGCGACCCCAAAUGCCAGAGGCCCCGCACGCUCAUACGCCAGCAAAGCCUGCAACAGCCCCUCAGCCAGCACCAGCGGGUCAACCACAGCCAGCCCACCACAAGCCAGAGCCUGGGCCACCUCCAGGCCCACAGCGGCUCCUCCUCCGGCACCGGCAAUCCCCGGGGCUCCCGCGGUGGCCAGGCACGCCAGGGCAUCGCCGCCGGCUCCAAGCAUCGGACAGCAGGUGGCCGGAGCCGCUCCAAUCCUGGCAGCUGGGACCAUGUGGUGGGGCAAAUUCGGAACCGCGGCUUGGACAUGAAGUCCUUUCUGGAAGGCCGGAUGGUUGUGCUAUCCCUGGUUUUGGGACUCUCAGAGCAAGAUGACUUUGCCAAUAUCCCCGACCUGCAGCCCGCUGGGACAGAGCCGAACCAGCCGAACGCUCAGGGGGACAAGAGGUUACCGGCCGGUAGCAAGGCAGUGAACACGGCCCCCGUGCCUGGGCAGACUCAGCAGCAUGAUGAGUCCGACCGGAAGACUGAGCCACGCUCCUCCGUCUCGGACCUCGUCAACUCCCUGACGAGUGAGAUGCUCAUGCUCUCCCCAGGCUCUGAGGACGACGAGGGACACGACAGCUCCAGUCGGGAGAACCUGGGCCGCAUCCAGUUCAGCGUUGGCUACAACUUCCAGGAGUCCACCCUCACUGUCAAGAUCAUGAAGGCCCAGGAGCUGCCAGCCAAGGACUUCAGCGGCACAAGCGACCCCUUUGUCAAGAUCUACCUGCUCCCCGACAAGAAGCACAAGCUGGAGACCAAGGUGAAACGGAAGAACCUGAACCCGCACUGGAAUGAGACCUUCCUCUUUGAAGGUUUCCCCUAUGAGAAGGUGGUGCAGCGAGUGCUGUACCUCCAGGUCCUGGACUAUGAUCGCUUCAGCCGUAAUGACCCAAUCGGGGAGGUGUCCAUCCCCCUCAACAAAGUGGACCUCACCCAGAUGCAGACCUUCUGGAAAGACUUGAAGCCCUGCAGUGACGGCAGUGGAAGCCGGGGAGAGCUGCUCCUGUCCCUGUGCUACAACCCCUCUGCCAACUCCAUCGUUGUGAAUAUCAUCAAAGCGCGGAACCUCAAAGCCAUGGACAUCGGGGGGACAUCAGACCCCUAUGUGAAGGUGUGGCUGAUGUACAAGGACAAGCGGGUAGAGAAGAAGAAGACAGUAGUCAUGAAGCGGUGCCUGAACCCUGUCUUCAAUGAGUCCUUUGUCUUCGACAUCCCCACCGAGCGGCUGCGUGAGACGACCAUCGUCAUCACUGUCAUGGACAAGGACAGGCUGAGCCGGAAUGACGUCAUCGGCAAGAUCUACCUGUCGUGGAAGAGCGGCCCCGGCGAGGUGAAGCACUGGAAGGACAUGAUCGCCCGCCCGCGGCAGGCGGUGGCACAGUGGCACCAGCUGAAGGCCUAAGCGCCGGCGCCUCAGCACUGCCCGGCCCCACGGAGCUCCCGGCACGGCCGGAGGGAGCCCGGAGGCGCCCAGGACGGCAGUGACACGGCGCUGGGGGAUGCAGUGCAAGAAGGAGCAAUGCCCCCCCAUCCCCGUCCCCGCCGCGCCGGACUUCUCCAAGUGCUUCCAGCCUCCGGCUCCCCACCCUUCCCCGGAGCCCCUCUGCCCCCGCGGUCCCCCCCUGCAUGAGAGGGGACACAUCCCUGCCCCCGUCCCGCUCCAUAAAACCCUGCCAAGCCGCCGGCAUCAUCUCAGCGGGGCAGCUGGAGCCCGCAUCCUGCCCCCGGGGGGGAUGGCGGCAGCAGGUGCCCCCCCCCCACCCUGCGUCCCCCCCUUCCCCCCCUGGCAGGGCUCUGAAGCCAUGGCCCGUGGUGCAUUAGCCAAAGCGGGCUCCUUUAGUUAUUUCCCUCGGUUGGGUUUGUUGCUUUACUUCUCCCUUUGGGCUCAGGGAGAGCGUGACCGCGGCAGCCCUGUCCUUGCCCAGCCAGGGCCGGCUCCCAGAGCCUCCCCUGCCCGUGGGGCACUGUGCUGGGCGCCCAGCGCUGGGGGCUCUUGGAGGAAGGGGACGGCUCAAGCCCCACCGCCCAUGUCCCAUCCUCGCCCCCACGCUGCCAGUCCCCAGGCUGGGCACCCCUCCUGGUGGGUCACCCCCCCCCCCAGUGCCCCCCCGUGUGGACUGGUGGGGUCAGCGGUGACUGCCUGCCAUGGGCAUGGGGUCCUCCUGACCCUCAUGCGGGGGGGCUGGCUGGUGGUGGAGCAGGUCCAGCAGGCCCCCAGCAGCACUGGAUGUGGCACGUGCCCGGACCCAUCCUCAUCAGCAGCGGGCGGCAUUGCUGCCUUUUGGUUUCCCCUGUGAUGGUCCAUUGCACCACCGGCACUAGGCCAGCAGGGUAUUGCUGACAGAGGCUGCGGAUGCUGGCCAGCGCCAGCAUCCCCACGGGGCCUCGGCAGGGUGGGCACAGCUGGGCACCCCUUAGCGCCCGGCCUCGAGGGUGGAGGCAUGGCAGACAAGGGUGCUACGGCCUCAGCAGCAAUCUCAGGUAGGGCCCCGCGGUGGCCAUGGGCACCUCUGCCCAGCUGCCUGGAGUAAGCCCCAAGCUGGCCGCAUCCCCGAGGGAGCCAAGCCCUCACUGGCUGGGGCUCCCCCAUCACUAGUCUUCCUGGGGGCCUCACCAGCAGCAGUGAGCACCCUGCUGCACCGGCUCCCUGCCCACCCACCGAAGCACUGGUGUGCCAUACUAUGCCAUGCAUGCCAUGCCAUGCACUGCGUGCCAUGCCGUGCCGUGCCAUGCCACCAGUCGCAGGGCAUCCUGCAGCCUGGAGCAAGCCAUGGGCGCCCGAGCCGGGCCGCAAUUCCUGGGGCUGGGGAAGCCCCCCAGGCGCCGCGAGGACCACCGCUUUCGGGCAGUGUGCUGGGCAGGCCAUGUACAGUCAUGAGCCCGUUUCUUUUCUUUCUUUCUUUCUUUCUUUUUUUUUUUUAGAGCAUAACAGUCUUCUUUUAUCUUGUCGAUGUCGUCCCUGUGGUCCGGUGUUUUCUAGCCCACGUAUGGGCACCUAGCGCUCUUUGUGACAGGCACGUUUUUACAAGCAUCACAAUCGCUCUCUUCGGGGCUAAGGGACCCUCCAGCCGCUGCCGCGCUGUUCCCCCCCCCCCCCCCCCAGCCCUGGGAGCAGCUGGGCAGGGUUCAUUUAUCACUGGUGGGGAGAUGCUGCACCAGAUCCCCCCACAUCCAUCCCAAAAAAGUGGCAAUGGAGCAGCCAUUUUGGAGUCCCGUCCAUGCCCUCACCAGGGCAGGGCGACGGCGCCUUUUCCCUAUGCCUCCUGCCCCUCUUUAGACAGUUUCGGACAACCUGGAGAGAAGUAAUAAUACCGCUACUACAGUAAUAAUAACGCUUUUAGGGACACUGGUAUUUUUAGCAUAUUCUCUCUUUUUUUUAACCAAAAAGAAGAGAUUUCUGACACCAGGGCAGGGGCCGGCAGCCAGGCAGGAGUCAGUGCCAGGCUCAUGCACCAAACUGCAGUGCUGCAGCGCAUCCCGCCAGCCGGAGCCAGCCUGGCCCCCCGCACUCACCGGGGCCCCCGCUGUGGUGCCCUGUACCUCUGGGAAGCGUUUCUUUUCUACAGCCAGCUUCCCAGGAGCUGUGUGUUCAUUUUUAACCUCUAGAGAUCUUAGCCGUAUCUUGUUCAGGUAUCGCUCUUCUUCAUGUGAUGGUAACAUCCAACUGGUGUACAAAACACGGGAAAAACAGGAAAAAACAACAACAACAACAAAAGAAAAAAGACAAAACCCCGGGCUGAACGGUGGACGGCGGCUGGCCGGAGCGAGGGGUCGGCUGCCACCUUGUUUCUGCUGGGUUUGCUUACACAACGUGGCAGAUGCAGCGGCCUGACAUAUUUUAUAAUAAUUAAAAAAAAAAAAAAAAGAGAAAGCCGCCACGCUCACAUGGCACUUGUGAGACGCUGGAGGGCAGAGGGCAAGCCUAGCAUGUCACCGGCCUGGACACUGCAGAGGUGGGGGGGGGGUUUCUUUGCAGAAUCCAAUUUUUGGGGAGCGGGGCCCCUCGUUUUCUGGAGGCAGCCCCUGCUCUCAGUAAUAAAGGACAGUCAGCAUC